Thecamonas trahens ATCC 50062 is the source of this 1188-nucleotide messenger RNA. RefSeq names its product NAD-dependent epimerase/dehydratase. The transcript has 2 exons. The record is from RefSeq and is a predicted model, not a curated record. The coding region runs from base 30 to 1142 and encodes 370 amino acids. Lineage: Eukaryota; Apusomonadida; Apusomonadidae.
CCUCACGUGAGACAUUCACAAGAAACACAAUGGCCGACACUGCCAAGCCUUCUGUGCUCGUUCUGGGCGGAACCGGAUUCAUCGGACGCAACUUUGUCCACCACCUGGUGGUCAAUGACCUCGCCUCGUACAUCCGCGUGGCGGACAAGGUCCUCCCGCAGACUGCGUACAUGGACGAGGCCCACGCUGCCUCCUUUGCCUCUCCCAUUGUCGAGUUCCGCCAGGCCAACCUCACCAACGACGCUUCGAUCGAGAAGGCGUUCACGGAUGGUGUGGAGACGCCGUUCCGGUUUGUCAUCAACCUUGCUGGCGAGACCAAGUACUCGCAGCCGGAGACGGUGUACGCUGAGAAGAUUGCCCAGCUGACGACCAAGGUGGCGACGGCUGCGGCCAAGCACGGCGUCGAGCGGUUCGUGGAGGUCUCGACGGCUCAGGUGUACGACGGCAACAAGAAGACCAAGUCUGAGGACGAGAAGCUCAAGCCGUGGACCAACAUUGCCACGCACAAGGUGCAGGCCGAGGAGGCGCUCGCCGGCAUCGACGGGCUCAACUACGUUGUGGUCCGGCCGGCGAUUGUGUACGGCCCCGGCGACGUGGCCGGCAUUGCGCCGCGGAUCAUCUGCGGAGCGGUGUACAAGCAGCUCGGCGAGAAGAUGGAGUUCCUGUGGACCAAGGAUCUGGCGAUCAACACGGUGCAUGUCGACGACGUUGUCCGCGCGCUCUGGCACCUCACCUCGCACGGCGAGUCCGGCGAGGUCUUCAACCUCGCCGACAAGGGGAACACCAACCAGGGCAAGGUCAACGAGAUUCUCGAGGCCAUCUUUGGCAUCGACACCAAGUUUGCCGGCAAGAUCAAGAGUAAUCUUGCUCGCGUCAACCUCUCGGGUGUCACCGAGACUGUCAACGAGAAGCACCUCAAGCCGUGGUCUGACCUCUGCAAGGCCGCCGGCAUUGAGAACACUCCGCUCACGCCGUACCUCGACCAGGAGCUGCUGUACAACAACCACCUCUGCAUUGACGGCUCCAAGAUCGAGGGCACCGGCUUCACCUACGAGGUCCCCGAGAUCAACGAGGAGCUUGUCCGCGCCCAGAUCGCCUACCACGUCUCGCAGGGCAUUUUCCCCGAGUCGUCGCUCCAGUAGACCCCCUCUCCCCUUUGCUCCGUCAAACGCUGUUCCUGUCUACCUA